This is a messenger RNA of Tetrapisispora phaffii CBS 4417, 1710 nucleotides long. It is a transcript of the gene IZH3, whose product is annotated as Izh3p. Gene Ontology annotation, cellular component: membrane. Lineage: Eukaryota; Fungi; Ascomycota; Saccharomycetes; Saccharomycetales; Saccharomycetaceae. The record is from RefSeq and is a predicted model, not a curated record. The coding region runs from base 1 to 1710 and encodes 569 amino acids. The transcript has a single exon. Gene Ontology annotation, molecular function: signaling receptor activity.
AUGCCAGAUACUAUUGAGAUCCCGGUUAACGAUGACCUUCGUUUGACUCAGAAAAAUUCCUAUUCCAAGAGAAUGUAUGAUGCUGUUGUUAAUGGUGGUAAUUCUAUUGGUAAUAUUCAAAAAAUUAAACAAAAGUCUAAAAACGUGAUGGCGAACAACAAUCCAAGCAAUAUUCCUUCAACUAUAUUAAAAUCGGGUUAUACCAAAUUAAAUAAUUAUUAUAGUAGUGGAAGUGAACGUGGUAAAAAAAUGCUAUCUAGAUUUAAUAGUAAUAAUUCAACAAAUAAAAACACAUACGCAUAUGAUAGUGAUGGUGAUGAAAAUAUUAAUGAAAAUGAAAAGAAUUUGUAUAAUAGCUUUCGUAACGAAGAAUCUGCAAAAUCAAGAUUUAUUUUAAUGAAUAGAGAGUCUCAAGAUACUUUAGUAGGUAUGGAUACUGAUUCAGAUUCAUUGUUUUCAGGGUCGGCUAGUACUUUGUUUUCUAAUAAUAACUUGAAAGAUAAUAAAUUAGCUAAAGAAGUUUUAGUUAGAAACGCAAGAAUCUCUCCUAUUCAAAAUACAUCAUCUUCAGUCACUUUAGUUGAAGAAAAUGCACACUUUGAACAAGAAGAAUGUUUACGGAAAUUAAGAGUGAUAUUGAAAAAAGAAGAAUUAACUUCAACAGAUAUCAGAAAUUAUAAUAUUGCAUUUAAUCACGAUGUUGCUUUUGAUUUAGGCAAAGAGAGACAUCUGCAUUAUUAUGAAUUACCAUUCCCAUGGAGAGAAAAUAAAUAUAUCAUUCAUGGUUACAGAUUUCAUGAUAAAUUUUAUCAAUUAAUCUUGUCUGUAUUCAAUUGGUAUGGUGUCCAUAAUGAAACUACAAAUAUUUGGACUCAUAUGCUAGCUGCUUUUUAUCUGAUAUAUUUAUUAACCGUUGAUUUUCAAAAAACUUUUAUUGUGUUAGAUACCGAACAUGUCCCAGCUACUACUAAAUAUAUUAUUUAUAUGUUCUUAGGAGCUGGGAUUAAAUGUAUGUUUGCAUCAGUUUUCUGGCAUACAUUCAAUGGUACAACAUCGAUAAGAUUACGUCCAAAGUUUUGUUGUGUUGAUUAUACUGGUAUCACACUUCUAAUUUCAGCAUCGAUUAUGUCAGCGGAAUAUAUUACUUUAUAUGAUUAUCCAAAAGCGAUGAGCUUUUACAUGAUACUAUCUGGUAUAUUUGCUGUAUUCGGAUUAUACUUGAAUUGGUCUCCGAAAUUUGACUCACCAGAAGCAAGACCAUUACGUAUUAAGUUUUUCGUUUUAUUAGCUGCUGUUGGUGGUUUGUCCUUUGUAAAUCUAGUUUGUUUAGAAGGUUUAAGCCGUGCCAUUUGGUUGUUCUCGCCAGUUACCAAUAAAUCUGUAAUUUACUACAUUAUCGGGGUAUUCUUUUACGGUUCAUUCAUUCCAGAAAGAUUUAGAUCCGAUUAUUUAAUUGACGAGAAGAUCCCUACAACUAAAGAACUAUCAUCGGAUGUUCAUGUCAUCACUACCGAAAGAGAUCUUCACUUUAGAAAAAAUCCAACAAGCACAUGUCAUUGCAUUGAUCAUCGUGUCAGCUUUAGAUCCUUAUGGUGGGUAGAUUACUACUGUAACUCCCAUAGCAUUUGGCAUAUUUUUGUUUUCCUUGGUGUUGUAGGUCAUUACAAUGCUAUUUUAGAUAUGGCAACAAAAAAAUGGUUAUUACCAUAA